This is a messenger RNA of Parasteatoda tepidariorum (common house spider), 1390 nucleotides long. RefSeq names its product rRNA methyltransferase 1, mitochondrial. Gene Ontology annotation, biological process: rRNA methylation. Gene Ontology annotation, cellular component: mitochondrion. The record is from RefSeq and is a predicted model, not a curated record. Lineage: Eukaryota; Metazoa; Arthropoda; Arachnida; Araneae; Theridiidae. Gene Ontology annotation, molecular function: RNA binding; rRNA (guanine) methyltransferase activity.
AACAAAGAAGCAUGUCUUUGUUUAUGAACAUUUCAAUCUUCCUUUUUAUCAUUACACCAAUUAUUCAGAAAAUACAAGUAUUUUCACCAAUAAUUACUUUUCAAAUUUAUUGUUAAAAUAUAUUUCUUAGAGUUCUGCAAGUGGUGAUCAUUAAAGAUAGUUUUCUGAAUAUUAAUAAGAAGUUAAAGAUUAAAAUUUUCUUCUUAUUCCUGCAGAAUAAUGUCUUUGGUUACUUAUUGGAAUUUUAGGCUGUGUCAGUUUCCUUUUAAACCUUUUUGGAGAAUUGUUUUCUCUCGAAGAGUUCACCGAAAGCCUUCAAAGUUCAAAAAUGAAUUUGCAUACAGAAAUAAUUUUAAAAAAGCUUUUGAAAAUGUAAAUGAAGAUUCUUCUAAUAGAAUAAUUUCGUCUGACGUUGUUUUAGGACAGAAAAGAAAGAAGAAUAAGAAUAAAGUUUUAGAAGAUCACUGUGAAAAUAAUAGAGUUGACUCAAAUAGGUUACGAAAAAGCACAUCUUUAGAAUAUAGAGGAGAAUUACUCUUUGGUGUACAUCCAGUAUAUUUAGCCCUACUGAAAAAUAAAAGAAAGUUCAAUCAGUUAUUUGUAACAGACAAUAAAAUUGAAGAAAACAACAGUGAAUGUGUUUCACAUAGAACAGAGAUAAUAAAGAUGGCAAGAUCUCUUAAAAUAGAUAUAAAAAAUGUUAUUUCUAAAGAUUUAAGAUAUCUAGUACCAGGUGCUGUUCACCAAUUGGGUGUCUGUCUUGAUGCUGAACAUAUACAAUUGCUCGAGUGGAAAGAAACUGAAUCUGAAGUAGCACCUAGUGAAUUUCCUGUGUGGCUUGUUUUAGAGGACAUUUUGGAUCCAAUGAAUGUAGGUGCUAUUAUCAGAUCUGCAUAUUACUUUGGUGUAAAAAAUAUUUUUACUGUCAGAGGAAAUAGUUGCAAAAUGUCUCCAACAGUCAGUAAAGCUAGCUCUGGAGCUUUGGAAAUUAUGGAUAUUUAUCAAAUUGAAAAUCUUGAAUAUUUUAUCAAGGUUAUGAUAUCUCAGAAUUGGAAAAUAGUUUCUACAAAGGCUUAUAAUGAUAAUGGAACAGAAUGUGACAAAUUAGUAAAUGUUUUAGACUUUAAACUUAGAGAACCUACAAUUCUAGUUCUAGGCAAUGAAGGAAGAGGAGUUUCACCUAUCAUCCAAGAACUAUGCAAUACUUUUAUUUCAAUUUACCCCUCUCACACUUUGCAUAAAGGAAUUGACUCCCUGAAUGUUUCAGUGGCUACAGGUGUAAUUCUUCACUGUCUUUUUAAAUCUUGGAAGAAUUUGCUGGAAUGAAAUUUUGUUUUCUUUUAAUAUUUCAUUCUCAUUUUGUUAUAAUUUCUCACACGUUAUAAUUUAA